Molecule: messenger RNA, 668 nt
Organism: Trichogramma pretiosum
Lineage: Eukaryota; Metazoa; Arthropoda; Insecta; Hymenoptera; Trichogrammatidae
Gene: Pfdn4
Product: prefoldin subunit 4
Exons: 4
Coding region: 179-583 (134 amino acids)
Biological process (GO): protein folding
Cellular component (GO): prefoldin complex; cytoplasm
Source: RefSeq, a predicted model, not a curated record
AUCAACAGAAGUUGUGAACGAGCGUGGGAGUUUGAAAUAUCAGUGAGCAUAGCAUAAACUAGUGUACACUGUACACAUUACUCCAGAAUUGCUGGUUCCGAAAAUAAUUUCAUAUCGGUGCUUUUUUAUUGUAUAAAAAUUAUCUAUAUCUUUCAAAGUUCCAAUAUUUAUUUGUAACAUGGCAAGCAGAACCGAAAUUAAGUCGGACUCCGACGUUCACAUCUCCUUCGAGGAUCAACAAAAAAUAAACAGAUUUGCCAGACUCAAUGCCAAACUUGAAGAUUACAAAGAUGAAUUAAGACUUGCACAGAAUGAUCUGCAAAAUAUUAAUGAUGCAGUUAGUGAGAUAGAACUGUUUGAUGAUGAUGUUCAAAUUCCUUAUCAUCUUGGAGAAGUUUUUGUACAUGAAAAUCUUGAUCAAACUCAAGUGUACUUGGAAGAUGCAAAGAAAGAAAAAGAAUCUGAUAUCAAAGACUUGGAAAGCAAAUGUAAAGCAUUAGAAUCUUUGAUGUCUGACUUAAAAACACAAUUAUAUGCUAAGUUUGGUAAAGCUAAUAUCAAUUUAGAAAAUGAAGAAGAAUAAGUACAAAUUUCAACAUGUACUUGAUGUGAAUGUAUAAUAAUGUGUAUUAUUGAAUUUAAAAUAAUAAAAUAUUUUGCAAGAAGUA